This is a messenger RNA of Pyricularia grisea, 2080 nucleotides long. RefSeq lists its product as uncharacterized. NCBI's taxonomy places the organism in Eukaryota, Fungi, Ascomycota, Sordariomycetes, Magnaporthales, Pyriculariaceae. The record is from RefSeq and is a predicted model, not a curated record. The coding region runs from base 365 to 1300 and encodes 311 amino acids. The transcript is spliced from 2 exons.
UUGAUGAUGACAGCAUGACGACAGGUGGGCGAGCUCGCAUUGGUUAAUACCGAAUUGGUUGCAGACUGAUGGCUGGGCCGGUGCUUUCUAUUUUUAUCAGGAACGUCGUUGCUGGGUUUCCCCGAAAAGGUGCCAACAGGAACUGCAAGGAUCUAGAUUCGGUACUGGAUACUCCCUCAAUUCAUAGUAGUACUGGAUUGAUGCCCGAUAUAUCACUGCACGCUGAAUUUCAGUUGCUGGUCUGGAUCUGUGUAAACUUGAUUCCUUCAAGCACAAAGACCCAUACAGAUAGCAAAUUCCUCUCAUUGUUUGCUCCUAUAUUCUUUCCUAUACAAAUUCUUUUUCCCCUGAGCACAGCAGCAACAUGCAACCGACCAGCCGCCAGCUCGAACUUGAUCCAGAGUUGCCCAUCAACGACUAUGCCUACGGCCAUGAGAUACUCGAGACCUUCGAGACUUGUCUGACCGCUCCAGAUGCCCCCGACAACCGAUCCCAGACCCUGGCAGUUGAGCUUCGACGCACCUGCGCCGAGGCGCCGGGAGGCACCGACCAGAGGGGCAAUAUCAUCAAUAGCAGGGAGCUACUCGCCACCAUCUACAAUCUUCUGCCCUGGUUCAUCGAAGAUUUUCCUCACAAUGACGAGAAGCAUGACGUCUUGGCCAAUACGAUGGCUAUCUUGUAUCGGACUAAUGACUAUGUCCGUCAGGGGGAGGAGAACCCUUGCAAUUGGGAGGGGCUUCCGGGCUUUUCCACCGUGGUGAGAGAGUGGUACGAAAAUGACGACAUGACCGAGUGCAAAGCCAGCGGAGGCGGAUACCCAGACGAGGAAGACCUCUCGCAUUGGCGUAACUGGAUCGCGUUCCUCGCCCGGCUCGCCGUCAGGGGCGUCGAGAGUCCGUUCUACGGUUUAUGGAUCAUCAGGAAGACCCUGGAGGGAGGCGUCAAGACGGAGGACCAGACGACGCCCAUCGUCAAGGGCGACUCCCUGCUCGCUCGGCUCUGUGGCGUCCACGACUGGCUCGAAAUUGCGGGACCGACCAUCCUGCACCUACUCGCCAGUGUGGGUAACGGGAACGUCAUGGACGAGACGAUGGAGCGCGCUUACGAGCCUGGGAGGCUUUGUGGCGACGCCGUCCCCGCGUUUGGUGUGCAGAGGUGGAACUUUUGGAAGCAGAGGCUUGUGGAGAUCUCGGGCUCCCAGCUUGAUGACUUGGAGCUGCCUGAGGAGCAUGCAGUCCCGCUGUGUCAUGAGACUCUCGCAAUCAUGGGGAGGCUUGAACAGGCGGCUGGAAAUGUUUAAGGAAACGACUCGUCAAAGGAUUAAACGUGACUUGGAGUCGGAGACAACUGGAGUGUCGAUAUUCUUCCAGUAUCUGCAAUGGGAAUGGCAGGUAAUGAAGAUGUCUGCCUAUUUCCUUCUAUAUUGUUUGGGCCUGCUGGUACAAAUACUUGGCCUUGCACAUACGGGCACUAUGAAACUUCAAUGUUCAGGGGGAAACCUCAAUGUCAACACGACAGUAGAUCUGGACUGGGACGUGAUUUGAUAUUCUCGACAUAGAUCAGUGGAUAAUUUGCCUUUGAUUAUAUUGCCUCGAUCAGCCCAAUUGCAAAACUGGGACCUGAAAACCAUAAAGAAUGCUGCAUAUACAGAAGCUAUGCCUUGUUAUCAAGCAAAGAAACCCAUACCCAGGCGCCGUUGAAUUUUCACAAACAAACAAAAAGAAAAGUGGAAUAGCACCCAGCACAUGACCUUGUCACUCAAGCAAAUGAUACAGUCUCAGUAAAAGCCAGGUCGCUUUUGGGGCUUCGGGCAUGGGGCUGCUGGUACAUAGGGCCUGAGGCUGAAAUCGUGAUCUCCCCGACCAGUAGUUGGCAAUUUGCUGUCGUGCUGCAUGACUUGGAAGUCCUGCUUGUGGCCUUCCGUAUACACUGCCCUGACGGAUCCAGGGGGGCCACUCUUCCAUGGCCUGCUCUGCCCGGGAACCAGUGGCGUGUGGACAAUGGGCUUAGCGGCUGGGGGUGUAGUCUUGUUCCCUUUCCCUUUACUCUUGGGCGGAGGAGGAAUAUUGAUGGGCAGUUG